This is a messenger RNA of Gigantopelta aegis, 5997 nucleotides long. RefSeq names its product serine/threonine-protein kinase NIM1-like. The coding region runs from base 212 to 1501 and encodes 429 amino acids. Gene Ontology annotation, biological process: protein phosphorylation; intracellular signal transduction; microtubule cytoskeleton organization. Gene Ontology annotation, cellular component: cytoplasm. Gene Ontology annotation, molecular function: protein serine/threonine kinase activity; tau-protein kinase activity; ATP binding. The transcript is spliced from 4 exons. The record is from RefSeq and is a predicted model, not a curated record. NCBI's taxonomy places the organism in Eukaryota, Metazoa, Mollusca, Gastropoda, Neomphalida, Peltospiridae.
GUAGGUUUGUAGCGAGUGUUGAUGAAAUGUGGAUACCUACCUGAAUUACUCUGUGGAUUUUUUAGUUUUAGUAACAGACCAAGAUGUGUCAAUGUCAUCCAUUACAUCAGUGUGUAGGUUUUCUGUCUUCAGUGCUGUCUGUGUUAACGCGAGACACUCUGACUUGAUGGGUGGAUCCAGCUGUGGUGUGACCACUCAGUAAACCAGCACGAUGGGUGAAAUACAGAAUGGUGAAGAAUCUCAGAACACAACACAGCUCAAUGUGCAGUCGUCCAUCAAGUCGAAGGACCCAGAGGCUGACGAGGAGGCGAAACCCGUCCCGCAGGUCUCGGCCUUCGAGCAGCUGUCUCACGAGCUGAACACAGACCAGAGGUACAUGAAGGAGAUCACGCUGGGCAAGCGAAUUGGAUUCUACCGUAUCCGUGGAGAACUCGGCUCCGGAAACUUCUCCCAGGUCAAGAUGGGAAUCCAUGCGCUCACUAAAGAGAAGGUGGCCAUUAAGAUCCUGGACAAGACGAAGCUGGACCAGAAGACGCAGCGUCUGCUGUCACGUGAGAUCUCCAGCAUGGAGCAGCUGCAUCACCCGAACAUCAUUCGCCUCUACGAGGUCGUUGAGACACUCGCCAAGCUGCACAUCGUCAUGGAGUAUGCCAGCGGCGGCGAACUCUUCACCAAGAUAUCCAACGAAGGACGACUUCCUGAAGCAGAAGCCAAACCUCUUUUUGCUCAAGUCGUAUCAGCCGUCCAACAUAUGCACACCUUGAAUAUCAUCCACCGUGACUUGAAGGCGGAGAAUGUUUUCUUCGCGGCGCCGAAGCUCGUCAAGGUUGGCGACUUUGGUUUCAGCACGUACAGCAAGCACGACCAGACUCUGAACACGUUCUGUGGCUCCCCGCCCUAUGCCGCUCCCGAACUCUUCAAGGACGAGAGCUACUUCGGCAUGUUCGUCGACCUGUGGGCGCUCGGCAUUAUGCUCUACUUCAUGCUGACUGGCAUCAUGCCAUUCCGGGCAGAGACCGUCUCCAAGCUGAAGAAGUGCAUCCUGGAUGGAAGUUACUCCAUCCCGUCCUACGUGACAGACAGUGGCCAGUUCCUCAUCCGCAGUAUCCUCAAACACGUUCCGCAUGACCGAUUCACCAUCCCCGAAAUCAAGCGCUGCGACUGGCUGGAAGGAUGCAUCUUCCCCAAGCCCUUCGAGCCAUACAACCUUCAUCCCACGACAAGUAGUUCCACCGUCAUCAGUGAGGAUGAACACACAGCCAGGACUAUUUUGAAAGACAUUGGGAUUACUGACGCUCAGGUGAAAAGUGCUAACCAUCGUGAUUCACGGAGCAGUAUUACGGGCACGUAUCGCAUCGUUCUGCACCGCGUGCAGAAGAAGAACUUGGGAUUUGACGAUUACCCCGUUGAACAGCAGGAGAAUAUGCUCUCCAUGGUGUCCAAACAGAGCCAUACGGUGUUACAGAAAAACAUCGCAUCCAGGACUUGUGUUAUAUUGUGAUGCCUGUCAAAACGUAGGUCCGGUGGCUCAUUCUUUUAAGUUAAUUGACACGUGGUAGUGUCUUCUUGCCACAGUCUGUGAUUACCUAGGACUCUAAACACAUAUCAGCAACAGACUGGGUCCAUCCACUGCGCGAGUUACAACUGUUUACUUGUAGCCUUGUGGACUGUUCAGGUGAAACUGUAGCUGUUUACUUGUAGCCUUGUAGACUGUUCAGGUCAAAUUGUAGCUGUUUACUUGUAGCCUUGUAGACUGUUCAGGUCAAUCUGUAGCUGUGAUAUACAAUGUCUGUAUUAUUGUUUGUAUUCUCCUCACCUUGGAAACACUGCACACUCAACUAGACUAACCUUAAACACAGUUCACAGAGGCUAACCUUCAGAAAACAGUGCUAGUGGAGCCAAACCUUGAACACAGUUCCCACAUGACCUCACCUUGCAAACAGUUCCUACUGGAUGACUAACCUUGGAAAACAUAGUGUGUGCUUUAAACCAAUCAACUCACAAAACACAGCCAUUUUAAUUUUAAUUUUAAAUAUUUGAAAGACUAGUUCGAACGUGUGAAAACGACACAGAGUUUGGUUAAUCUACAAACCUGUCACACAUUGCAGUAAUCUUAAUAUUAAAACGUAGACUAGAGUUCGUCUCCAUAACCAUUACUUCUCAGAGAUAUGUAUGUUUUUGAAAUUUAAAAAAUGCAUUUCGUGGUAUUUAGCCACCAGGAUGAUGAGAAACACUUCAAAUGUAUGGAAAUGGAUAACCUAAACAAUAAAAUCGAAGUAAUAUGUGAUUUUUAUAAAUUAUGAAAAAUGGCUCUAAUAGUAAAAAAUAUGACUUAGUGUUUAAAACUUAGGAUCUGUUACUGUAAGAUUUGUUUUAAAUGUAAGAAUACUAAAAAUACAAUUGGCAAUUAUGGUGUCGAACAGACCUGUAUAUUUCUCAGUGUGAAUUCUUCAGCAUGUAAUCUAAACUUGCUGUGUUGCUGUAAGGUUUUUUCCAUAAAAGGAACAAGUAGCAAUAAUGCCUGGGUAAGAACCAGUAUCGAGUAAUCCGUCCAUGACUUAAUUUAUCCACAAACCAUACAGGACAUCUGAAGGACUUCUUGUUUGUUUGUUGAAUAUUCUUCACUGGACUGGUCACAUAAUGCAGAUGUUAUUUAUUCCAGUUAGUGCCAGAACAGUAUGUUUAUCUUGCAGUACAAUACAGAAGACAAAAUUUCAUGUCAGUUGUCAUUUAGUUUUUAUUUCAGUUGUAUAACUUCUCAUUUACAUGAAUCAUAAACCAGUUACCAUAUUCGCUCUUGAGUUCUCCAAAAAGAUUGUGCAAAUAUGUGAUGGGUCAUCGAAAAGUUCUCGGCCUAACUGGUGAGAGAGUAGCUAGUAAGAGCCAUGACAUGGCAUGAUUAUGCAAGACAACGGCUAACCACUCUAACAUAGCCAGUGAAUGAGGCAUCUUGCAAGCACGAAACCAGAACAUCCUAACAAAUGUGCUGGCCAUGAGAAAGAUUUCACAAAAGGUGUGCUGUUCAAUCAGAAUAAUGUGCCUACUCGCAUGUCACUGGUCGCCAUGGCUGGCAGCAGUGUAUCACUAUGGCUUCCAACUUACUAAUCACCCAACAUAUUUUCCAGACCCAGGGCCAGAUUUAAACUUUGGGGGGCACAGGGCACUUCAGGUUCAGGGCCCGACAACAUAGAAAUUAAAUUACAUGACAGAUAAAAAAAUGAACUAAUUUUAUAAUUAUUAUAUUUUUUUUAUAAAGGAAGUCCUUAGUUUGGGGGGCUCCUCUGGCAGGGGGGCCCGGGACAGUUGCUCCCUUUGCCCCCUUAUAACUCCGGCACUCUCCAGACCUAGCACUGUUUGACAUACCAAUUUUCUGUCAUGAAAAGGAGUUCGCUGGCAUUUUCACUGUUGAGUUGUUUUUCAACCUGUAGAAGAAUCCCCCUUUGUCAGAAUGAAUUAAUGUUUAACGAUACCUCAGCACAAAAAUACACAUCGGCUACUGGGUGUCAAACAAAGGUAAGCAUAUGAAUAGGAUAUGUUAAAAACCACAUCUAUAUAAUUAGAUGUAAAAAACAAAUAAAUACAAAACAAUGUAAGAGUUGUGAAUAAAGUAUGAAUAUCAAGGUAAAUGUAUUUUAAAACUUAGGAUAAAAAUCAAAAUUUUAAAAACUUUAAAAUUAAUUCUAGUUCUUUGUCAGAGGAUCCAGUAGGCUGAGAACUUUUCAAUCUUCCCUCCGGGAACUGGGUAUUCAUAGACCCCAACCUUCUAAGCUUAAAAAAAAUUUAUGCUAAUAUCUGCAUACCUGGUAGCCUGGAAAUGAAAAGAUGCCAAUUGGUGUAUAUGUGAUGUCUUCCGCUUUUACCAUUUAACGGACUCUGUGGAGGUUUCCUGGUAACUGUGAAAACGAUACAUUGGUAAAAGCCUUAGCACAGUUGUCUCCCUUCAGUUAUUAUUGGUUAUUACAUACUAGUCUCUCUCAUUGGUUGCUACAUCCUUCAUUGGUUGUUUGCCAGUUUGUGAUUGGUAGUGUUAGUCUGUGAUUGGUUCUUUCACCAUAACUGGUUGUGAUGGGUGGAUGCCGGCUGUGAUUGGUUUUUAUAUGCUGUGAUUAGUAAUUCCAAGUGGUGAUUGGUCAUUACUGGCUGUGAUUGGUUGUCUUAUGAUUUGUGAUUUGGUGGUAGUCUGUGAUUGUUUGUUUAAGUUUGACUGGGCAUGCUGUGGCAAAUAAUUAGUUCACAUGUUCACAUCCACAGCAGUCUCUGGGAAAGUGUCCACAGUUCUGAUCACAGACUGACUUAUUAGUAGCAGGUGUGAAUUUUUGUAUUGAUCGGUAAUGCCAUCUUUUAGAAAGAGUGCCACAUAGAAUCUUUGGGAAAAUAUGAAAUCAUUCCUUGUUUCUGUUUCACGUUCUCUUGAACAAAUGUUAUGAUCCUUUCACCUGCAAGUCUUUAUGUGGUCAACUUAACCCCCAGUUAACAGUUAACAGUUAACAGUGCUCAUAGUUGCAAAGCAAUUAUUAUUAAACAAAAUUAAUUUUAAGAUUACAUAUAAUCUCACAUUAUGAGUGUAUGAGAUGUGAAUUAAUAUAAAGGUUAUACAGUGACACCUGUUUAAAGCAGAAACCUGACUGAGUGUGGCUUCUUAAUGCAGAUGGCUGGUUUGGCAGUGGUUAAACCCUUGGAUUUGAGGUCGAUAGGGUUCACAUACAGGUACUCACUCACUCCCACAGUGAGUUUCCAUGCUUUGAUGGAUAUGUGUAAAACCACUACACAACUUCUGGCUCACUAAUCCACUAUCCUGGACAGUAACUGAAGUGUGUGCCCAGGCCAGCAUGCUUGAAUCUUAAUUGGAUGUAAGGAUGAAGUAAGUUAAAAUGAAUGAAAUGAAUAUACAGUGAUCUGACUGGGUUCAGCCUCAUCUUUUCAUAUCACAGGAGUCAUUGGAGUUGUUAGUGUGUGAUCUCUUUGUUAUGAAUAUAUUGUUCAACAAAUGAUUUAAUGAAUGAAAGAAUGUUGACCGACACCCCAGCACAAUAACACACAUCAGUUGUUGGGUGUCAUACAAAGGUAGGUAUAUGACAAUGAUUAUGGCAUUGUUCAAAGGCUGAAGGACGUUUGUUCAUCUUGACACCCACAGAUAGUGUGUUAACGGAUAUUUCAGUAAACCAAUGCAGUGAAUGGUGCUGGGAGUAACCGGAUGUUUAAUACAAGAGAUGUGGUAUGCAUUUAUUUGUCUGUCCAAAGUUCAAGGUCAUACUGGUAGAAUUAAAUUCACACACACAUUUAUAUAGAGUGACAUUUUUUAAAACUGACGAAUACUGUUGAGACCUUUUUGUACUGUGGGUCGUUUGAGAAAUACAUCACAAGGGAGGUUUUGGAGGGGGGGGGGGGUGUUUAUGAUUGGUCUGUGCUGUAAUUUAAUAACUAAUUCAGUCAUUUUACCUCAUGUACAUUCCAAUUUCUCCCAAAAUUUCAAUCUGUGUUGACCCUUUCUGUCACUUUCCUCCAACUCUUGUCUGCUGAACUGUCCACACCAUCACCUUCCUGUCACAACUUCCACCACGGGUGCAGUCUCUUCCCUGGACCCACCUGGCAUCCUUGUCCUCUACUGCUAAUAAAGUUGGUCUGACUCAUGGAACUAACGACUGCCGGUAGUAGGGGAGCAGAGUAGGUGGUUACAAGUGCCUCCUAACAAUGCCAGAAGUAACUACUGAACACACUUCAAAGUGGUCAGACUAAGCCCACAGUUAAAAGCUGAUAGGAAAUGGCAGGUGUGUGGCACAGAUAGCCACAAGAGACAAGCUCCUGUUGUGGUUUGAGACCAGGACUGGGAUGUGGAGGUGGACAGCGAAAGAAAUUGAAAGAUAGUAGGAGUUGCCAAAUCGGGAAGAAAUGAGAUGGAAUUAAACGAGUUGAAGGAAAGGGGUCAAUGUCUUCUGUGGUUGAUGGAUAUAUCAACAACAUUCCCACCUCACCCUCCCACCCUGGUUGAUGGAUAUA